AUGGUGAUUGCCGUCAGAGAUGUACGCGGCGGGGAGCUUUCUCCUUUUCUUCCCGAGGGACAGGACCUCAGUCCCAGCCUCGGUGUUGGGUUCAGCAUUGAGUUGCAGGACUCCGAGUUGCAGAGCAGCGGCCGAGGAUCUGGUCGCGUGAAGGGGCUUAUCAGAAUCAUCUUCAUGGGUGGGUCCAUCGAAUUGUCCGAAUUGUCCGAAAUGAGUGGGGGGUUCAUCAUCAUUGGAGUCAUGAUCAUCCUCCGAGUCAUAAUUCAUCCUCAGUAG
This is a messenger RNA of Penicillium canariense, 276 nucleotides long. RefSeq lists its product as uncharacterized. The transcript has a single exon. Lineage: Eukaryota; Fungi; Ascomycota; Eurotiomycetes; Eurotiales; Aspergillaceae. The record is from RefSeq and is a predicted model, not a curated record. The coding region runs from base 1 to 276 and encodes 91 amino acids.